This is a messenger RNA of Anopheles coustani, 6719 nucleotides long. It is a transcript of the gene Golgin245, whose product is annotated as golgin subfamily A member 4. The coding region runs from base 330 to 4871 and encodes 1513 amino acids. The transcript is spliced from 6 exons. Gene Ontology annotation, biological process: Golgi vesicle transport. The record is from RefSeq and is a predicted model, not a curated record. Gene Ontology annotation, cellular component: Golgi apparatus. Gene Ontology annotation, molecular function: small GTPase binding. NCBI's taxonomy places the organism in Eukaryota, Metazoa, Arthropoda, Insecta, Diptera, Culicidae.
AUACGCUGAUUUUUACGUGACUCGGGCGUAUGGUUUUCAGUGGGUCGUCCAGUGUUUGUGGGUUUCGUGCGUGUCACGGGGUGGUAUGAUUUGGGUGUUGUGUCGAAUGUAGUGCAAUGUAAUCAGAGCUGAACGAAAACGCAUUCCGUAGUGUUUGAUACGCGAAUCACGGUCACUUAAUAGUACUGCACCCCACAAUACUAUCCUUUAUCGAAGGGGACAGUGGGUGCACUAGCAGCAUCCCUUGGAUUAGAUACAGUGAUAGUGUAUUGGCCAACUAGGCCACAAAGUGACGAUUGCCGUAGGAAAGCAAUUUGCCCUUGGCCGAUAUGUUUAAAAAGCUGAAAGAAAAAAUCACCGAAGAGGUAAAACAGUCGCCUCAAAGGUUCGAGCAAAUCUCCAAGGGACUGCAGGCCGCUGUUAGUUCGGCAUCUUCAACUACCUCCGAAGUCUCAGGAAGUGAGAACUUUUUCAGCAUCACUGAAGAUGAUACACCUCAAAAUUCACCACAGCGGGCAAACUCUAGCACCAUCAAUACUCCCGCGUCCCAUCAGCAGACUGAAAACAAUGUGGCCAAUACCUCCGGUAACAGUUCCGUGCUAUCGAACGUGAGCCUCAACAAUGGCAUUUCCCCAAACACUACGGUUUCUUCGGCGGUCGGGUCUUCCGGUGGCGGUUCGACGUAUCAAUCGCGUGCCCGCCGCCUGUCGAACUCUUCGAUGGCGAGCGACGUUUCGUUCCGGCUGCCGGCGUACGACUCACCGGCGAUAUAUCACCUCGAAACGGACGUGGACGUAUCGGCGAGUGAAACAGAAUCCGUCGCCGGGUCGGUCGCCACCAACGGACCGAAUCAGCUCGAUCUGGUCAGCAAGGACAAGCUGUUCCAGGCGUACAAGAAAGCACUCGAUCGGUAUCAAAAGUACCGGGAACGGUACACCGAGCUGGCCCGGCGCUACCGCGAGCUGGAGAAGGACAACACGAAGGCCCGCGCGGUGCUGGUGGAAACGCAAGAUAAGGCGCUUCGGAGGAUGAGUGAAUUGCGCGAGCAAUGCGUGCUCGAGCAGCAAGCCAAGGCACAUCUCGAUUCGGCCCUGCGGAUGGAAAUCGACGAGCUGCAGUGCGUGGUCAAAACGCUCCGCUCGAAGUUGGAGUUGGUGGGCGAGAAUGGCAACUUGAGUGGAGGCGAAAAGGAUCUAAUCUCGCUCACCGGGGAGGAUGGAGGAACGAAUGGCAACAGGGGGUCACCGGUGCGUGAUACGGGGCCACUCGAGGAACGAAUAAAAGCCCUCGAAUCGAAGCUGAACGAAGAGCUACGCCAGAAGGCCGUUCUUAGCCUCGAGGUGAGCGAGCUGAAGAAGCGCGAGGAAGAGCACACGAUCACGAUCGCGGAGAACAAAAUGGCCAUCCAUUCGGAGCUGGAGGCGAAGGAGGCUGAGGUGCGCAAGCUGAAGGAACAGCUCGGCAGCUUGGAGAAGAACAUGAAGCAGACGCUGCUCGAGAAGGACGGCCUAGGGAAGGAGCUGUCAGAGGUGCGCAAGGUUGCCGCCAAAACGAAGGAGCUCGAGAGCACACUGAACACGUGCAACGAGCAAAAGAACAAGCUCGAAUCGAAGUUUAUCGACUUCGAGCGGACGAUUAUGGAGCUGGAAAAGGAACGGCAGCAGCUGAAGGCGACUAAUCUGACGCUCGACUACGAGAAGAACGAGCUGAACAAGAAAGCAACCGAAGUGGAGGGAAAACUCGCCGCAAUGGUGCAAGAUAAGGACAGGCUUGCCGGGCAGGUGAAGGAACUGGAGCAGGCGGCAAAAUCCUUGGACAGAUCAGCCGAGAUGGAGAGUUUGAAAAAGGAACUCGAGCAAUCCACCCAACGUGCAGAUACAACCGUCGAAAAGCUCGUAACGGUCGAAAAACUAUUGAAGGAAAAAGAACAACAUUUGUCCACGAUUGAAUCGGCCCAAAAGGCGGUGGAAGAAAAGGUCCAACAAACGGAGCAGCGUUUGGCGGAUCGUGAUAAAGAAAUCGAACGAUUACAGCAACAGCAACUCGAAAAGGAUGACAAGGAGCUCGCAGAAAGCAGACAAAAGUUGCAGCAGGCGGAAGAAGAAUUGGCCACUAGUCGUAAGUCUCAUUCGUUCGACCAGGAGAAGCUCGCGGAGAGCAGGAAAAAAUUGCAGCAAGCCGAAGAAGAAUUGGCCGCGAGCCGUAAAUCUCAAGCGCUCGACCAAGAGAAACUCGUCGAGCUUACGAAGGCCCUCGAUGCGGCCAAAGAAUUGCACGAUCGCGAUCGGAAGAGCAACGAGGCGAGCGUGAAGGAAGUGUUUGAUCGCAAUGGCGAACUCUCCAAGCAGGUGGACCAGUUCAAGGAGAAGCUCGAGAAGGUGAAUGGAAAGUUCAAGAAGCUUUCGGAGGAAAAGGCCAACCUACGCGCGGCCAACGAUGAGCUGACGCAGGAGUUGAAACAAUCCAAAGCGGACCUGAAACAGCUGACCGCGCAAAAGCAAACACUUUCCGAGGAGGUACGAAAUUUGAAAAUAAUUAAUGAAAAUUCCGAAUCCGAGGCACUCCGGUCGCUGCAGGAAUCGAUGCGUGCCUCGAUGGCGGCCGCCGAAGAGAAACUGCUCGAAACGACACGCGAUCUGAACCACGUGCUCGAGCUGAAAUCGGAGGAAAACCGGCGGCUGAGCGAAGAGCGGGAAGAGCUGGCCGAAAAGCUCGAGGUGGCCCACCGCGAGAAGACGGAUCUCGAGACGGAGGGUGUAAACUUGCGCACCAAAAUAGACACCAUCCGGGGGGAAAAGAAGGACCUGGAGAAAACGCUCGAACGGGAGAUCCGCGAGAAGACGGAACUGAAGGCCCAGGUUACGAACAUCCUGCAAGAGAUCGGUCGACUGGAGGAGCAACUGAAGGACGUAAAGGAUGCACAUUCCAAGAUACUGGAGGAGAAGCAAACGCUUGAGGAGAAGAUCGAGCGAUUGCAGCGUGAACACUGUGAGGCGCGAGUGAAGCUUGAAAAGGACACCCUCGGCAAGCUGCAGGGUAAGGUGCGGGAGCAGGAAACGAAACUGCAGGAGGUGGAGUGCGAAAAUUCCCAGCUGGCGGAGAAAAACUGUCUCCUGGAGGAAAGCAGCCGAAGGACCGCGGAAGAGCUGAGGAAGUUAAACGUGGCGCUCAAGGAAGCGGACAAUCGGCUGCAGGAACAGGAGGACCAGCUACGGAAGGAAAUCGAACGGUGCGAGCGGCUCGAGGCGCAGGUAAAGACGGUGACCGACCAGCUCAGCCAGUGUACCGGGGAUCACGCGAAGCUGUUCAACGAGAAGGAACUGCUCGACCACCAGCAUCGCUCGCUGCAGGACGCGAUGGAGGCAAAGGAGAAGGAAAAGCUGUGCGUUCUCGAUACAAACAAAUGCCUCGAGGAGGACCUUGCGAAGCUGCGCACCGAGAGUGAGUACCUCAAGGGGAAGCACAACGAGCUGAAGGCGCUGCUGGAAAGUGACAAGCGAAGACUGAUGGAUCAAAACGAUGCGCUCCAGCGGCAGAUGGAGGAGCUGGCGAAGGAGAAGCAAUCGCUCGGCCGGAAUGCGACGGACUUGGAGAAACGGCUGGCCAGCUACGAGGAGGUGAAGAUAGAAAAUGAAUACCUAAACACCCUCACCAAGCAGCUGCAGGGGGAGUUGCAGGAGACGAAGGGUAAGCUGGCGGCCAAGGACACCGAGCUGGGAACGGUACGCACCAAGCAGAGCCAAACGGAAGCGAUGCUGGAGGAACGCGACCAGGAGAUUACGAAGCUGAUCAACGAAUUUGUGGCCAAGGAGAAAAAGCAGGAAGCGGAGCAGCGGCAAAAGGUGGAGGAGUUGGCGGACCGGCACCGGACUGAGCUUGAAAGCUUAAGCGAAACCGUACGGCAAGAAUGUGAACGAAAGUUCGCGGGGGAAAAACAAUCGCUGGAAACAACCGCCCGGGAAACGUGGGAAUCGCAGCUGAAGGAAGCAAACGCCGGAAAGACACAAUUGCAGGAGGAAGUAAACAAACUGCGUUCGGAGAUUGAGGAGCGUUCCAAGGAACUCGAUCGACUGAGGAGUGAGCUGUCAACGGUGGCUGAACUAAAACUUGAAAAUGAAAACUACGUGCGUGAUUUGGACGAACUGAAGAGUGAGUUGAAUGGAGCGAUUGCGGACAAACUGCGCCAGGUGGAGGACGCCGAGCGACAGCAGAAGUCCCUCCGGGAGGAGCUUCGAGCCGAGGUCGAGAAGGUUGAGCAGGAAAAGACGCGUCUAGAAACGGAAAACGGUGAAUUGCGAUCCCGGUUGGAAGCAAUCAAAGCCGAAACGGAAGAAGCCGUACGACGGUUUGAGUCGGAAAUUGAACAACUCAAACGGGAACCACCGGUCGUGAAGGAGGUCAAGGCGCUGCAGGAAACGGAUGGCGGGCAGCGUGUUGGGUCCAGCGAGCAGCAAUCGUACGACGAACUGCGGAAUAAGAAGGAAGAGCUAGAGAACAAGCUGAAGAAGAUCAUGCACGAGGUGCAGGAUGUUUCGAACCGGAAUCUGUUUCUGGAGCAGAAGUGCGAGAACUAUCUCAUACUGGAGCAAUCGAACGAGCGGUUAAAGCUGGCCAACGAUAAACUGUCCCGGCAGUUGGAUGAAACUUUGGUAUCCAUGCAUCACAAUGAAGGAAUUGCCGCCAACACCGAGUUCGAGUACUUAAGAAACAUUCUAUUUCAGUAUCUCAGUGGUAGUGUAACCGGUAACAACAGUACGCUCGUCAAGGUUAUAGCGGCCGUAUUAAAGUUUUCCCCACAGCAGACGCAGGUGGUGAUCGAAAAGGAGGCACAUCGAAGAUCACUGAUGGGCCAGAUAAACAACUUACUAUAGCAGGAAAAGACGAUGGCGAUGCAAAAGCAGCAUCAGAAGGGAGGAGGAUAUGGCUUUCAAUUUUUCUAAUACGCUCCGUUGAAUGAGGACACAAUGGACACCGAAUUAUACUUUUCGACGGAGGACCGUUUAUAUAUCUACUUUGAUCGGUUGUAUCGUGAGCGGUUUUUCAAAAGCAUUUUAUUUUUGUUUCCGGAUAGGACUUUUGUCCUAUCAUUUAGUACUUCAUAGUUAUUUCAUAGACGGAUGUGAGGUCGUUUUUCCAUACACUAUAAUGUUUUCGUAGUAAAAACAUGGAAGACCAUUUUAAAAUUUAUGCAAAAGUUCCCAAACUAGACCAAUGUAGGUAAUUGCGAAGAACGGAAACGAGUGUUCAUGCCGUUUGAAAACAGGUUACUUUUUAAAGGAAAACUCUCGCAUUAGCCAACAUCUUUCUUAUUUUUAACCAACUAAAAAAUGUUUUAUAUACGAGGAAUUACUGUAAUUAAUUGAAUUGACCGAUCAAAAUAAUGUCCUUAAAAAUAGUAGACUGGAUUGCGCCACUACGUUACACGUGAGAUAACGAUUCGAGACAGUGUAUGCGAUAACUUUGAAUGGCAUCGAUAUGGCAAUGCCACAAUGCGGUAGAUUAAAUCUGGAUCAUGGCGUGAUUUUAAUCGAUAUAGUUUCUUCGAACCCAAGUUUGUUGUCAAUUUAAUAUCAAUGUUACUGUGCAUUUCAAUCAAUUUCAAGUCCAUUUCAUUCACCACAAACCAAUCUCCAUCCAUGCUGUUGCCUCGUAAUGAUGUCCGCUAAAAGCAAUUAUAUAUUAUUUUUAUCUGUUGCAAUUGUUCGGUUAGGCAGAGAAGUGCAUUAUGUUAAUUUGUGUUUAGUUUAUUUUAUUUUUUAAUUUUUGGUGUACAUUUUUGUGUCUCUAGUGCGUUCUUUAAUUGAUAGUAAAGAUAUACGAAAACUGUUGAUAACAUUGAAUAAUGAAUGAAGCAAUGCAGCUUUAGCUGAUAGAAACCGACAGCGGGCGGUAAUUAAACCAACCUUUACUCGAAGAGGGACGGACUUAGGUUAGAUUAAUUGAUUUGUUCAUUUCUACCACAGUUCAUAGACCAUUAAAGAAUUCCUAACUGAAUGUCUCCGUCUGUGCCUCGGGAGGGGAAAAGAAAUUGGGAACCUUAAGCCUAGUGCGCGCUGGGAAAACCAACCAACCAAACUGCAAAUGACCCCAUACUUUACGGUGCUGAUUGUUAUGAUGCUAAAUUUUACAUAACGGUAGAACUGAGUUUCGCUAUGUUCGCUACGAUCGUUGCAAAAUUCCCACGCUAGCUUGUUUAGCUGACGGUUCUUUUGCGUCCCGGAAUAGGAUUUUCAAUUUUCCUUUUAUACUCCGCAAGAUUUGUUUUCCUUGAGGCCGGAAGCAAUACCCUUGUGACCGAAUCAAGCGAUAUUGUAAAGCCACAUGACGUCCCGAUUGAACUUUGAUCCAUUUCCCACGCUCGCACGCAAUGAUCGCGAUCGCGAUCGAGAUGCUAUACUUACCUUUACCAUUUUUGCACAUCCCCGAUCAACAAUAUAAAAGUGAAACUAUUCAACGUUAAAGACUUGUAAUGGCACCAUUUUUCUCUGGGCAACAUUUUUCAUACACAUCCACACUACUCGGACACGGUUCAACACACUGUCAAUCAUGAAAUUUAACCUACUCGUAACGAUGUCUCCUACUCAUUAACCACGAAAGAUGAGCUUCUACCGCAUGGAUCCUUCGGUUGUUGAAAAUAAUUGUAAUUAAGGUAUCGCUAGGACAGUAGAAAAUAAUGAAGGAGUAUAUAUAUAAUAAACUCAUUACAACUAAUAGACAAU